GGAUAUUUCCAGAGCUUCAUAAUGGCUUUUUCAUUUCAUACAGGUUUAUUAUAAAACCCCUCCUCCUUCCCUUUCCUUCUCCUUUGCUUCUCUUCUCUCCUGAAACUCUCAAAAUUUUACUUGUAAGAUCAGAAAGCUACGAACAAGAACAAGAGGCCACCGAAGUGUUGCAAUCAGUGAGGAGUUUGAAGCGCAUGACGUCUGAGAAUUCUAAUGGAGAAAAGACAUCAAGAAAGAGGCGAAAUGGGUUUGUUUCUGUAGUGGACACUUUGAACAAGUGGAAGAAAUUGAAUAAUCAAUUGGAGUUUUUGGCAAAAGAUGGAGUAGAGGAAGUUCGUCGAGUUCCAGCCAAGGGCUCCAAGAAGGGUUGCAUGAGAGGGAAAGGAGGUCCGCAGAAUUCAGACUGUAAUUUCAGAGGUGUUAGGCAGAGGACUUGGGGUAAGUGGGUGGCUGAGAUUAGAGAGCCUAUUGCUAGCGAUACCCGUGUGAAGAAGAAAGGCAGUCGUUUAUGGCUUGGUACCUUUGCCACUGCUCACCAGGCUGCUGUUGCUUAUGAUGAAGCUGCCAAAGCCAUGUAUGGCCCUUUUGCUCGUCUCAAUUUUCCCGACUCUUCUUCUUUGAAACCAAUAACAGCAGAGCAUUCGGACACGGUAUCCCCUGUUGCUUCUUCAUGUUCUUCCUCUUCCUUCUUAAAUGGAGUAUCUGCAGAGAAACUGAACUGUGAGUAUGAAUCAAUGGAGGAACCGAAAGUGAAAGUGGAAGAAACAGCAAGAAAUGGAGUCAAUUAUACAGAUGCUAAUCCCAAUUCUUUAUAUGAUUCUAACAUUGGGAACAGAUCAACAGAAGGAGAUAUCAAGGAUGGAUUAGCUGAUGUUGUAAGAAGCCAUGAUAUUAAUAAAUACAGCCAUGAUCAGAAUGAUCCUUCUGAGCUUUGUUUCAAAUUUGAAGCAAUGGAUACAAAUGGCUACAAUGACAUCAACGAUUGCAAUCAAUAUUUGCUACAGAAGCUUCAGAGUGAUGCAUAUGCAAGAAGAACUUACUGGAUUCCAGCGGAAUGGGAGGUCGGCGGUCUCGGGCCGACGAAGAAGGUGAUGGAAGGAAAGGGAACGGAGAUGGAGAGCUAUGUAGACUGUAUGGACUUCAACCGUGAUCUGAGUUUGUUGCUGGAUCGGCAAAAACACAUGGGAGUUGGAGAUCAGAAAGUUGAGGAUUGUAACUUCGAGUUCUUGAGACCUGAUUAUGAUUUUGGGUUGGAGGAGGAAAGGAAAUGGCUUGAUUCAUGCUUCCAUGAAUGAAGAUUGAUAGAUUAUAGGCAGGGUAGAUUCUUGGUUUUGUUGGGCUACAAUUGUAUUCUAUUUUUUGAGCGUACAUAGUAGUUUCAUUUCUUCUCCUAUUUGCAGACGCCUGUUCUUGUGUGCACCUUUAAUAAAA
Messenger RNA from Cucurbita maxima (winter squash), 1431 nucleotides. Its product is annotated as ethylene-responsive transcription factor ERF035-like. The transcript has 2 exons. The coding region runs from base 195 to 1295 and encodes 366 amino acids. The record is from RefSeq and is a predicted model, not a curated record. Gene Ontology annotation, cellular component: nucleus. NCBI's taxonomy places the organism in Eukaryota, Viridiplantae, Streptophyta, Magnoliopsida, Cucurbitales, Cucurbitaceae. Gene Ontology annotation, molecular function: transcription cis-regulatory region binding; DNA-binding transcription factor activity. Gene Ontology annotation, biological process: positive regulation of DNA-templated transcription; response to stress.